CGGCCUAAUGGACGCCCUCCUCCGAGAUCCCACGGCUGCGCGGAGAGCCAGGCGGAGGGGGGGAGUUUGGGGAGGGGGAAGAGCAGGAGGAGGAGAAAAGGAGGGGGGAGAGACUACAAACUAGCAAGGAUGGGGUGGGGGGUGGGGAGGGAAGGGACGGGGGGGAGAGAAGCGAUCGCGAGAAAAAAAAAAUGCAACCUCCCAAAAUAAAGAGCAAAGAUUGCAUUAGGAGCGAACAGCGCUGCAGAAAUAGAUGGCAGCUUCGUGUCAGUGAGUUUGCAUCCCCCUUCCUGAUCCACGAGCUGGAGUGAUUAGAGCCCUGGAAGGGAAUUGUUACUCCCGUGGAGAAGUCCCCUCUUCCUGGCAGCGGUCUGCACUUGUACACGCUGGAUGCCUCUCUCCAUCCACCCCACUCACUCUCUCCUCUCUCACCUCCUCUCUUCCUCUCUCCUGCAUUGAUUUUUUUUUUCCUUUUUAGUUGACUGAAACAAAACAAAACAAAAGGGCCACUGGAUGUCUGCCUUCUUGGGGGGUGAGCCAGACAGACUGACAAACAAACAGACCCAACUGUGUUCGGGGGAGGGUUUCUCCUCCCGUUUUGCCCGGCAGCAGCAGCAUGGACGUGUUGGCUAGUUAUAGUAUAUUCCAGGAGCUACAACUUGUCCACGACACCGGCUACUUCUCAGCUUUGCCAUCCCUGGAGGAGACCUGGCAGCAGACAUGCCUUGAAUUGGAACGCUACCUACAGACGGAGCCCAGGAGGAUCUCGGAGACCUUCGGUGAGGACUUGGACUGUUUCCUCCAUGCUUCUCCUCCCCCGUGCAUUGAGGAGAGCUUCCGGCGCUUGGACCCACUGCUGCUCCCCGUGGAAGCCACCAUCUGCGAGAAGAGCUCGGCCGUGGACAUUCUGCUCUCUCGGGACAAGUUGCUCUCUGAGACCUGCCUCAGCCUCCAGCCAACCAGCUCUUCUCUCGACAGCUACACGGCCGUCAACCAGGCCCAGCUCAACGCAGUGACCUCAUUAACGCCCCCCUCGUCCCCUGAGCUCAGCCGCCAUCUGGUCAAAACCUCACAGACUCUCUCAGCCGUGGAUGGCACGGUGACGUUGAAACUGGUGGCCAAGAAGGCUGCGCUCGGCUCAGUAAAGGUGGGAGGGGUGGCGACAGCGGCGGCGGCCGUGGCGGCAGCGGGGACAGUUAAGAGCGGACAGAGCGACAGCGAGCAAGGAGGGGUGGGGGCCGAGGCGUGCCCCGAAAACAAGAAGAGGGUUCACCGCUGUCAGUUUAACGGGUGCCGGAAAGUUUAUACAAAAAGCUCCCACCUAAAGGCCCACCAGAGGACUCACACAGGUGAGAAGCCUUAUAAGUGCUCAUGGGAAGGGUGUGAAUGGCGUUUUGCACGAAGCGAUGAGCUCACGAGGCACUACAGGAAACACACAGGUGCAAAGCCCUUUAAAUGCAACCACUGCGACAGGUGUUUUUCCAGGUCUGACCAUCUUGCCCUCCAUAUGAAGAGACAUAUCUAAAAACCCUAAAGGCCAGAGUUGCCAUGGCGUCGGCCGUUGUCUAAAGGAAAUGCCGUGAGGCAGGGGGCUGGACUUCAGGCGGGGAGCCAUUGCCUCGCAGAAGAAAGUUCUCACGUAUAAACCUCUGUGUACACACGCACACACACACACACACACACACACACACACACACAGACACGCACUCACAUAGACCCACACACACGCACUGUCAUGCACUCAGCUAUAUUUAAAAUAUAUACGUCUAUUCUUUAUGCCUUGCCCUUGCCAGAUGGUGGAAGACGAAGAAGAAGGAAACCAGGUGAACUCAGCAAGGCAGAUUGGCUGCUUACUUCAGCACUAUUGGAAUUAUUUCCCGCUGUUGCCAAUGGAAAUCAAAGAAAAUGGAUGUGACGUCUCUGCAGGUGGACGGCAGUAAGAGGGGCUUAUUUAACUUGCUUCUCAGUGCAACUUGAUAGGAGAAUACAACGUCUUAAAGUUGCAUAUGUGUAGCACUGAUGUUUCUUUUUAAAUAGUUGGGGGAAAAUGACCUAGAAAACCAAAUUGCAGUUUGGUAGCCAAAAUUAACUCUUGGUUUAUUUGUCCUUUGUGUGUGAAAAGUCCUACUAUUCCGUGCGUCCGACUUCCUCACAGAACUGUUGAUCGGUUUUGGUUCUUCUUAGUACUAUUGAGAUCUUUCGAGUCAAUACCAACGGCCUUAGCGGCGGCAGACUCUGGAAUAACACCUUACACCUUUCUGGCCUGCAUUUCUCUAGACUUCACUCUCAAGGGAGGAGUUUUCUUUUCUUACUUUUUGACUCUUGCACACCAUAUGCACUAGGGAUUCUGGAAACUUCUAGCAUGACUGCAAAGUGGCCAAGAGAAUAAAGUCCUUGAUGAUAAAUCACAGUAUAUCCCUUGAGCCUCACCUUAUUGCCAGUGCUAGAUUUUUUCUUUUUAAUCUCUCUGUUUUUGCUAACGAAAACUUGAAAAAGCUUAUUUGGAAGCUUAAAUGUUUUAUCUUUUCUCCAUGGACUAAACCUCUCCAGGACUCUCUCGGCACCUGGAUGUCCAGCUCUCGAAGCAGCCAAUCAGAUGGGACAUCACAGUUCUCUCAUCCCCCUUGAGGCAUCAUGACCUCAGCUCAUAGUGACCAAGCCCGUGCUGUGUGUCAUUGCCACC
Molecule: messenger RNA, 2683 nt
Organism: Lynx canadensis (Canada lynx)
Lineage: Eukaryota; Metazoa; Chordata; Mammalia; Carnivora; Felidae
Gene: KLF7
Product: Kruppel like factor 7
Exons: 4
Coding region: 617-1525 (302 amino acids)
Biological process (GO): regulation of transcription by RNA polymerase II
Molecular function (GO): RNA polymerase II cis-regulatory region sequence-specific DNA binding; DNA-binding transcription factor activity, RNA polymerase II-specific
Source: RefSeq, a predicted model, not a curated record